UCUAUCGGUGUGCCGCGCACGUAGUUCACAUCGUCACGUCCUACGAAAGUAAGACAGAUCACUACUUAUUUCUCUGGCGAGGUCCGCGAGCAAGCCACAUUUUCACCAUGCUGACCGUUCUGGUUGCUGUAGCACUUUGUGGAAUGGCGUCAGCCACACCACAAACAAAGUUCGCAAUUAACUACCCAGGUACUCUGUGGUGCGGUACCGGCACCCCUAACGCGGACCCGUACGAGCCUCAACUCGGGAACCCUCCUAGCGUGGACCGCUGCUGUCUCGGACACUACCUCUGCCCCGACUACAUCCCAGCUUGGGCUGAAAAGUACGGCAUGACGAACAUGCGUCCCCACACCAUCACCAGCUGUGACUGUGGCCGGACCCUGUACGCCUGUCUGCAGGACGAGUACUAUGAUAACCCGGCCGUGCAGACGGAAGCUGAGGCGGUUGGUUACCUGUUCAGUAACGUUAUGGGUGCCUGUUUCGAGUGGGAGGAAGGACCAGAUGGAAGCCCGAUGGCUGUUCCAGCCUACCUGCCGCUCUGGUCUACUUCGUAAAACACAUAAUCUUGUGACAGACAAAAGGGGGUCAUUCCAUAAUAAAUAUUUCCCUACAU
Molecule: messenger RNA, 613 nt
Organism: Branchiostoma belcheri (Belcher's lancelet)
Lineage: Eukaryota; Metazoa; Chordata; Leptocardii; Amphioxiformes; Branchiostomatidae
Product: phospholipase A2-like
Exons: 5
Coding region: 108-554 (148 amino acids)
Biological process (GO): arachidonate secretion; phospholipid metabolic process
Molecular function (GO): A2-type glycerophospholipase activity
Source: RefSeq, a predicted model, not a curated record